Molecule: messenger RNA, 1146 nt
Organism: Aspergillus melleus
Lineage: Eukaryota; Fungi; Ascomycota; Eurotiomycetes; Eurotiales; Aspergillaceae
Product: TauD/TfdA dioxygenase family protein
Exons: 6
Coding region: 1-1146 (381 amino acids)
Cellular component (GO): cytoplasm
Molecular function (GO): 2-oxoglutarate-dependent dioxygenase activity
Source: RefSeq, a predicted model, not a curated record
AUGGCUCCUUCCAUCGCUGAGACCGUGUCUCUGCGUACGGCCCCUGCUAAGCCUCUCCGCACUGAGGGAGGCCAUAACAAGGAGAAUUUUGCAGGAUUGAAGAACACCUACAAUCACGACGAUGAGAUCAAAGGCACGACAAAGCAGCCUCCGGCUUCGUUUCCUCAUUACCUUCCCGUCUGGGACAACGAGACCGAGAAAUACCCCCCUUUGACCCCCUUCGAGCAUUAUGACCACGGAAAGGAUGCGGAUCCUACCUUCCCCGACCUCUUGCCCGAAGGCAAGGUUGAACUGGACCAUCUGACGCCCACCAUCGGUACCGAAGUCAAGGGAGUCCAACUGAGUCAGCUAUCAAAAGAAGGAAAGGACCAGCUAGCGCUAUUCGUUGCUCAGAGGAAGGUUGUUGCAUUCCGUGACCAGGACUUUGCCCACCUACCAAUUGACAAGGCCCUUGAGUUCGGUGGAUACUUCGGACGGCACCACAUUCACCAGACCUCUGGAGCCCCGAAGGGCUACCCAGAGAUUCACCUCGUGCACCGAGGUGCCGAUGACAAGAGCGGUGCUGAAUUCCUAGCUCGCAACACAAACUCCAUCACAUGGCAUUCGGAUGUGACGUUCGAGAAGCAACCCCCAGGCACCACGUUCCUGUAUUUCCUGGACGGACCUUCGAGCGGAGGAGACACCUUGUUCGCAGACCAGGCUCAGGCGUACAGACGCCUAUCACCCGAAUUCCGCAAGCGUCUGCACGGGCUGAAGGCUGUUCACUCUGGAAUCGAGCAGGUUAACAACAGCUUGAACCAAGGAGGCAUUGCUCGCCGUGACCCUAUUACCUCGGAGCACCCCAUCGUCCGCACUCAUCCGGUCACUGGAGAGAAGGCGCUUUAUGUGAACCCGCAGUUCACCCGUUACAUUGUUGGGUUUAAGAAGGAGGAGUCAGACUUCCUCCUCAAGUUCUUGUAUGACCACAUUGCUCUGUCUCAAGACUUGCAAACUCGCGUAAGAUGGCGCCCUGGAACCGUUGUGGUCUGGGAUAACCGCGUGACCGCACAUAGUGCGCAGUACGACUGGGAGGACGGUCAGAGACGUCACAUCGCAAGAAUCACCCCACAAGCGGAAGCACCUUAUGAGACACCUUUUGAAGCAUGA